GCGUCACUGCACAACACAGUCUCCUAGCAUGUUUGCUGGACUCCCUACACCCGGAACAUGCGGGUCAUGAGGCCCCCAACCCUCCUCCUGCUCUGGGGGGCCCUGGCCCUAACCCAGACCUGGGCGGACCCCCACUCCCUGAGAUAUUUCUACACCGCCGCUUCCCGGCCGGGCCACCGAAGGCCCCGCUUCGUCAUCGUGGGCUACAUGGAUGACACGCAGUUCGAGCGGUUCGACAGCGACUCGGAGGGUCCGAGAGCGGAGCCGCGGGCGCCGUGGAUGGAAGAGGAGGAGCCGGGCUAUUGGGACCAGAGCACCAGGAACGCCAGGGACUCCGCACAGACUUUCCGACUGAACCUGCAAAACCUGCGCGACUACUACAACCAGAGCCUGGACGGGUCUCACACACUCCAGGGGAUGCGGGGCUGUGACAUGGGACCGGACGGCCGCCUCCUCCGCGGGUACCACCAGUACGCUUACGACGGAACAGACUACAUCGCCCUGAACGAGGACCUGCGCUCCUGGACCGCGGCCAACAUCGCUGCUCAGAUCACGCGCAAGUGGGAGGAGGCUGGUGAGACUGAGGAAAGGAGACUCUACCUGCAGGACGACUGCCUGGAGUUGCUCCACAGAGUCCUGGCCAUGGGGAAGGAGGUGCUGCAGCGCGCAGACCCUCCAAAGACACACGUGACCCACCACCCCAUCUCUGACCGUGAGGUCACCCUGAGGUGCUGGGCCCUGGGCUUCUACCCUGCGGACAUCAGCCUGAGCUGGCAGCGUGAUGGGGAGGAGCAGACCCAGGACAUGGAGCUGGUGGAGACCAGGCCUGCGGGGGAUGGGACCUUCCAGAAGUGGGCGGCCCUGGUGGUGCCCCGUGGAGAGGAGCAGAGAUACACGUGCCAUGUGCAGCACGAGGGGCUGCCCGAGCCCCUGACCCUGAGAUGGGAGCCGCCUCCUCAGGCCACCAUCCCCCCUGUGGGCCUGGUUGUGGGCCUGGUCAUCCUUGGAGCUGUGCUCACUGGAGCUGUGGUCACUGGAGCUGUGAUGUGGAGGAGGAAGCGCUCAGGUGGAAAAGGAGGGAGCUAUGCUCAGGCUGCCAGCAGCAAUAGUUCCCAGGGUUCUGAUGUAUCUCUCAUGGCUUCUAAAGCAUGAGGCGGGUUCCCUGUCUGGGACUGAAUGAGGGGAGAUUUAUUCACGCUGCCACUUUGUGAUUCAAGAUAAUCUGCUUUCUUUCUGCAAACACACACAUGGGAAUGUGUGUGUUCCUAUCAGCAUCCUGGGAGGAGGUGGGAGGUUGGUCCACCCUGCCCACCAUGCCCCUCCCCACACUUAAUUAUUACAGCAGAGGCAGGGUGUAACAUCUGUCUUUACUUCCUGUCUUUACUUCCUGAUGUGCUGGGCUGCAACUUCUUACUUCCUGAUUUGUGAAUGUUCCCCCAAGUCCUGCAUGUUUCAGGGUUCAGGAUCUGGAAGAGGGCCGCACACAAAUGAAAAAGACAAGACA
Messenger RNA from Myotis brandtii (Brandt's bat), 1504 nucleotides. Its product is annotated as HLA class I histocompatibility antigen, B-82 alpha chain-like. Lineage: Eukaryota; Metazoa; Chordata; Mammalia; Chiroptera; Vespertilionidae. Gene Ontology annotation, molecular function: peptide antigen binding; signaling receptor binding. Gene Ontology annotation, biological process: positive regulation of T cell mediated cytotoxicity; antigen processing and presentation of endogenous peptide antigen via MHC class Ib; immune response. Gene Ontology annotation, cellular component: external side of plasma membrane. The record is from RefSeq and is a predicted model, not a curated record.